Messenger RNA from Fomitopsis serialis, 921 nucleotides. RefSeq lists its product as uncharacterized. The transcript has 8 exons. The record is from RefSeq and is a predicted model, not a curated record. The coding region runs from base 71 to 850 and encodes 259 amino acids. Gene Ontology annotation, cellular component: ribonucleoprotein complex; nucleus; cytoplasm. Gene Ontology annotation, molecular function: mRNA binding. NCBI's taxonomy places the organism in Eukaryota, Fungi, Basidiomycota, Agaricomycetes, Polyporales, Fomitopsidaceae.
GCCCUUUUCAACUCGCCAUCCAUCAGGCGCGCGAGACGUGCAUCUCUUCCUUCUCUCCCACCACUCCAAAAUGGCUCGACGACUCUACCUCGGCAGACUUCCCCCGGACGCGCGCGCCGACGACGUGCAAAAAAUCUUCGAUGGUUACGGUCGCAUUGUCGACUGCCGUGUCAUGACCGGCUUUGGUUUCGUCGAGUUUGAAAACCCCAGGGACGCAGAAGACGCGGUUCACCAUUUCAAUGGCAAACCUUUCAUGGGCACCAAUAUCGUGGUUGAAUUUGCCAAAGAGAGCCGCCCGCGCAGGGACCCGUACGAACCCGAACGUGCUAUGCGCGCGAGACGUCCCCCUGGGUAUCGUCUCGUCGUCUCAGGCGUUUCUCGCGACACAAGUUGGCAGGACCUCAAAGAUUUUGGUCGUGAAGCUGGCAGUGUUUCGUACGCGGAUAUCGACCGUGAUGCGCCUGGCGAGGGGUUACGCGCUGUGAAAGACCUCGACGGAAAAGAUCUUCGUGGACAACCCGUCCGUGUAACUUUGGAUGCCAGCCGCGGUGGUCCGGACAACUAUCGCCGCGAUGACGCACGUCGCGACGACCGUCGGGACGAUCGGGAGCCCCGGGAGGACCGCUAUGCCAGAGACGACCGCCGGGAGGACCGUGUGCCCCACCGCCGCGAACGCUCCAGGUCACCUCCUCGACGUGGCGACCACGACGAUCGCCGUGCCCCCAGGUCUCCCCCUCCACGGAGGGAUGUGGAAGAUAAAAGGCCUGCAGGGGAGGAAAGAAGACGCGACGAUCGUUACGAGGACAGGGCCUCAAGGCAUGCCAAUGGGGAUAGUGGAUGGACGCGUUGAGGUCCGUAGGCCAGUGGCCCUGACGCGGUGUGGACGUGUGGACGCAGCGCGGCGCCGAGUUCCAGCGGCGU